This is a messenger RNA of Ailuropoda melanoleuca (giant panda), 5989 nucleotides long. It is a transcript of the gene GVQW3, whose product is annotated as GVQW motif containing 3. The record is from RefSeq and is a predicted model, not a curated record. NCBI's taxonomy places the organism in Eukaryota, Metazoa, Chordata, Mammalia, Carnivora, Ursidae. Bases 557 to 1189 code for a protein of 210 amino acids. The transcript has 2 exons.
GCCUGCGCACAAGCUACCCCGCGAAGGGACGGCAGUGCGCAUGCGGACGUGUCUCCCGGGACUCUAGAGCAGGCGAGCCCGCCGCACCUUCGGUAGGUUUGGCGUGUGCGGGUUUCCGCAGAUCUGGGGCGAGCUUGCACGUUAUAUCGCCUGUGUAUCUCUCCUUGCUUGCUUACGUUGCCACCACUUAGGCCUCCAUUGCAGAAAUCGCCACAAACUCUGAAGGGCCGCGGAAUCGGGAGGACCUUGCUGACUGAUUUGCACACUCUCCGCAGACCUGCGUGCACAAGUUGAACGGAGACGUGUAGGAGAUUUCAUUUUCCCCAGUUUUGCAGCUGCUUUUUGGCCCCAUUAGCUUCUCAGGACGGGCUUCCCCAGCCUCGACCGGAAGCUGAGGGGCGAAAACUCAGAAAAGCAAUUACUCUUUCUUGGUGAGGCUUCUGGAGGAUCGUUUAAUAGCGACAUGAUUACACUUGCAGCCCUAUAGAGAUUCGUUCCACACUCUUCCCCUUACACUUGAGGUCUUUUUACUUUCCUGUGUUGUUUAAGCGCCAGAAUGAGUGACCGCUAUCUAGAACAAAGGAUUAGUAUCAAAUUUUGCGUGAAAUUGAAUAAGUCUGCAAGUGAGACCCACCACCUUUUAAAAGAAGCUUAUGGGGAUGAAGUCAUGUCAAGGGCCCGAGUUUUCGACUGGCACAAAAGGUUUAAAGAAGGGCGGGAAGAUGUUCGAGAUGACGCCCGAAGUGGUCGUCCAGUCACCCACCGGACGGAUGAAAAUAUCCAGAAGGUCAAGGACUUGGUUUGUUCAAACAGGCGGUUGACGGUGAGGAUGAUGGCCGAAGAGUUAAAUUUAGAUAAAGAAACCGUUAGACUUAUUUUGAAAGAAAACUUGAAUAUGAGGAAAGUUUCUGCAAAAGUUAUAUCAGAUAUUUUGAAGGAUGAAUCUAAACCUCGAAGAUUUGACUUUCACUCUGAUCUUUCAAAGGAAACUAGGAAAAAUAGCUCGUGUGUAAGGAGAAAGAUAACAAGUUCUGAAACAUGGACUCAUCUCCAGUGUGAAGCUGGUGGGGAAAUACCUGUGUCAGUAUCCCAUCCCCAAAACCACUACCCUGCCAGCCAGCUUCUGCAGGCUUCAUCCUCAACAAGCCUUCGCAGCAGGGCAGCUCAGGAUUGGUUCCCCCCCUGGUGAAAGGAAUGUGAGGGCGUUGAGCCUGAGCUAGAAAGCUGCCUCACAGUUAGGCACCUUCAUUUGCGGCUCAUCCGUUUUCAGUCUUUCCCGCUCCUUUCCACAUGUUACCAACCUCCUAGUUACCGUUGCUGGACUACUGGGCCAUCAUCCAAUUGUGAGGAACUUACUUGGAUGUUGACUUCUGGUACAUGCUUGUUUCUUGCUUUCUUUUGCUUAACAAGUUUGGAUUUCCUUGCUGCCCAAACCGUAGCUUGUUGUGGCUGCCCUGUUCCUGUGUUCUCAACAUUCUGCCUCAGGGGAUCAUACCACUGAAAGGUGGGAACAGGACCUCCCGGAGUCUUUCUGUGCCCAGGAAGGCAUAUUCUGGGAGGACCCCAAAAGAAGGCCUACAGUGCUAGCCUGCUUCACAGGCAGGACCUGAGGUAUGGUACAGAAGGCAGUGGCAUGCUGACCUAGUGAGCAAUGCUGAGGACAUAUCCAGCCCAAAUGACUCAGUGGGAACCCCUUAGUACUCAGGGGUUGGCCACCUAUACUCACCUUCUCACAGACCUAUCUCUUACAGAAGAGCUGGAUUUGUUUCAUGAGUCCUGUGCUCUGGACCCCCACUCAUUUGGGUAUUCCCCUCUGCUGGAAGAGGGGGAUUUGGUUCUGGAAAAUAUAAGCCAGCGGACUCAGGCCCGGCUGUGAUGUGUGAGGAGGAAGACGAGGUGAUAUUCUAGACCUUGAAUUACAGGAGUCUGCUGCCGAGGUGCUGAUUCCCACACAGUGGCCUGUUCUUAGUAACUAAUGCCAACACUGUCAGGUGUUUUUUGAGCACCUGCAGUUUUUAGAACACUGCUGGGCAUUGACAGUGUGAAGGUAUAAGACAAGAUCACCAAGGGCCGGCUGGCUGGACAUCCAGAUGAGAUGAUUCCUGACUGGAUCCAUAAAGAAGGGUGAGACAGGAGGCUAGGAAAUUAGGGAAAGCUUCCCAAGCAGGUGGAAUAGCAUGAGGCUUCGAAACUGCAUCGAUAUGAAAAUGAUGGUGCUGUUGGUUGAAAUAGCAAAGUCUGAAGAAAGGUAAUGGUGUUUGUUGCAGAAGAUGAACAAUUUGGGAUAAUUUGCUUCCUCUCCUCUGCCCUAACUAUGCCAUUAGUCUAUAGAUUGCUUCCCCUGAAGCUGUGGAUAGGUUUAUAAUAACUCACUGAUUAUCUAGUUUUCCCAUCAACCCCGCCCCCCCCCCACCAAAAAAAGUUCUGCAAGUUUAGACUCCUUUGUCUCUUUUUGCCUCUCUGCCAGGAUUUAUGGAAUGGAACUUUUCUCAAGUGGAUUCCAAGUAAUGCCACAUAGACUGGAAACAUUUCAGAAAUGCCUGAUGGGAGGUGUAGGGGAGGGAUGGUUAGAAACAGCAUUUCAAAAAAAAAAAGAAAAAGAAAGAAAGAAAAGGAAAGAAAGAAACAGGAUUUCACAGGAUUAGCCAAUGUCUCUGUUUUACCCAAGGAUUUUUACGUGUGACAGUCCCUAUUACUUAACUAGUAAGUUAGUAAACCAUAUUGGUUGAUAGAAGCCCAACACUUAUUUAUUCAACAUAGUUAUAUUCUUUCUAUUCGUUCUAUUCUUUCACUGUCUCUAUCCCCUUCAGAAAAUGACAAAUUCCCUGCUGAUACCUGUCAGUUUUGAAGCGCCCUGAAACCUAGACCUUAUCCUACAAAUAAAAGGUCAUGUGCAAAAGAACUCUUAAACCAAACCACAGCUUAUAGACUUCGUCCUACUUAGCCAUUUGUAGGCAUUCUGUUUCAGGACCAUUACAUCUUCUGCAUCAGAUUAUGCCCUGGUUCCCCACAAGCACUUGCCUCCAGGGACACUGCACUUCUGGAACAAAUCCCCCACAGCUGGCUAUUGCAACUUCGUGGCUGAGCCUCAUAUUAAUCCUUGCUAGGCUCAGUGGUGAUUGUUGGAAAAUUGUAUGCUCCUUGGCCAGGGCCGGGAUCCUACAGUAGUACCUCUAGGCCUUAUCUCCAACCUGAGAGAGCUUAUUUCUGGACUUGCUCCUGUCCUGUGAACAGGGCUGGAGUGAGCCUUCCAAAGAUGCUGGACCAAGACCAUGCUGGAGUGUAGCGUACCAGAAGCAUUGGUGGCCCAGACAGGGUUUGGACACAGCAACCAGAAACAGAAAGCAUGGAUAGUUAUGCAGUCUUCUGAAUUCUGCCCCUGGCUCUGAAUCCUCACUGAAAUGUUAUUGUUUGCGAAGAAUAUGUACCUGGGACCUGCUUUCCAGAGCCUUCCUUUCAGAUCCAUUUCUUAGAGUUCAGAUUUGCCAAUGGAGAUGCCUGGAUCAAUCUGGGUACCAACUGACUUGAGGACAUCUAGUAAAGGAGGGACCUAUUAUUGGGGAACUGUCUGUCUCUGCGUCAAUACACUGCUCUGCCAGCCUGCUCUUUGCAGACCACCUUGUCAGCAAGGCUCACUAGGCUUCUUGGGAUUGGGUCUAACCAGGGUCCCAUGUGGCCCAAUCAGCAAGAGGUUCCUCUGCUGCUGGAACCGUAUAUACAACCCUGCAUUCUCCAACUGCUUCUUGGUUGGAUCAGACCUCUCGGAUUUUAUCGGGCUUUACAUACUUCCAAGGCAACCUUCAUGUAUGUAACUUCUCUAGUCUCUGCCUUAUCAGAUCCUUGCAAAUACUGUCCCAGUCGCAUCACCCUUUUCCCAGUAUUAAUAUCUAGAAAUAAAAAAUCUGUAGUGGGAAACUUCAAUACCUCCAAGGACCCUUGGGUCUACUGAAGGGGCCAACAAAUUUUCUCUAUAAGGGAAAUGUCUUAGGAUUUGUGGGCCAUACAGUCUGUGUUGUAACUGCUCAGCAAUUUAUUGCAAAAGCAGACCUAGCUAAUACAGAAACAGAUGAACAUGGCUGUGUCCUAAUAAAACUUUAUUUAUGGAUACUGGAAUUUGAAUUUCAUAUCAUUUUCACAUGUUACAAAAUUCUAUUUUGAUUUAGUUCAACUGUUUAAAAAUGUAAAAAGCCAUUCUUAGACUUCUUAGCUUAUAUACCAGAGAAGAACAGAUGGUGGGCCAGGUUUGGCCCAUGGACCAUAUUUGACUGGUCUAAUGUAUAUAAAGUAUGUAUAUAAAAUGAUAGUUGAUUGAUCCUUUUCCAACAGUAAUGUUAAUGCCCUGUUGAUCCAGCAAUGUCUUAGUUUAUUAUAUAGAAACUGUGGAAUAUUGAAGGGAAUCUUUACAGUGCUAGGAGAGUGAAUUAGAACUGAAUGACUAGUUUAUCUUUACCAUAUCGACAAAAAAUGAUAUUACACAAACUACUACUUAUAUCACACCUUCUAAUAUCUCAGAAAGAGUUUGAGCAAUACUGCAAAUAGUUCGGAGUUGCAACCAGCGGUAACAGAAUGAACUGAAGGUGGGUCCAAAAUGGCCACAGCCACGGGCAGCAUUUGAACGAGUUUAGUUCUUACCUAUGGAAGUGACUACUUUGGAGGUGACAACACGCACUGAAUGCUACACUUUUUUGCGUGCUGGUGCCCAGGGUGUACCCUUUCAGAUGUGUUUACUUGUUUUUUCUCUAAAGAGAGCUAUAUCGGGUCAUCUUCAUUUAAACCGAUUUUCUAAAAUUGAAAUAGAAUCUCAGGAUUGGACAGAUGUUUACAAGGGUAUUUAUAACCCAGCCAGUCAAGUUUCUCUUGAAUCCAGGAGUGACUAACUCUUACAGCUGCUGAAAAAAAUGCGUUUGAAAGAAGAGUCUGUGUUAAUUCAACACAUUUCUGUCGAACGACUGUAUGUGCCAGGCACUGUCCUGUGUGCUGGGGUGCAGCAAUGGACGAAACAGACCCAGGCUUUAGAUCUGACAGUCUGAAAUCGAAUUCUGUUACUCUUCACCGUGGUAGAACUCCUCUUCCGCGUGCUCACACUAACUCGUUGUUAAUUGCGUACCCGGCAAUAGGUAUGACCCCUGCCAUGGGCCUCUGCACUGCCGUCAUGAAGCCUCCCCAACUGCAUGAAUAACUUGAGGACUGUAUGUUCCACUUAGAUUUUAUUAUCCUUUAGACAGAUCUGUAUUGGUAGAAAAACACGCUGGCAAAUGUUGGAAGUGUAAAUUGGCAACAGCUCUCUGAAAAGCAAUUUGGCAGUAUCUAUCAGGAGCUUUAAAAAUGUUUAUAUCUUCUGAUCCUCUAAUUCCACUUCUGGGACUCUGUCCUAAAGAAAUAGUCUAAAAUGUGGGCAGAAUUUAUACUUAACAAUCCAGAAGUCCAACAGUAGAAAAUUGGUUAAAUAAAUUACCGUAUGACCGUACAAUAGACUAUUACGCAGUCAUUAUAAUUAAUGUUUAUGCACAGUUAAAACAGCAUGGCAAGAUGCUUAUAAUGUUAAGUGAAAAGUGGUACACAAAAAUAGUAUAUAUAAAUCCAAAAAUGUUUUUUUAAAUGACUGGAAUGGGUGUGCUAACUCUGGGUGGUUUGGUGAUAAGUGUUUUCUUAAUUUGUUUCUUCUCUUUUAAAAAUUUCUCCAAAAUGUUACCACUUUUAUCAUCAGAAUAAAAUAGUAGCACCAAAAAGUGGCAAUGGAGACAGGCCAAACCGCUAGCUUGGUCUGUGAACGGUUAACUGGCUGGGUGGACAUGGAGGCUGUGUGCUACUGUAUUGGUAGCAAGAGUGGGACAGAAGGGAAAAGGGCCUGCCACAGAGGAGUAGCCAACGGACCAGAAUUCCUGCAAAAAAAACCAGCCAAAGCGAUAUGGGAUGUUCCCAUGAGUGGCAUGCUCCUGUUAUGUAAUCCUAGGUAAAUAAAAGCAUAUCUGGAUCAAGUAUGUUCUGA